Messenger RNA from Exophiala bonariae, 1230 nucleotides. RefSeq lists its product as uncharacterized. The record is from RefSeq and is a predicted model, not a curated record. Gene Ontology annotation, cellular component: cytoplasm. Gene Ontology annotation, biological process: phosphatidylethanolamine biosynthetic process. NCBI's taxonomy places the organism in Eukaryota, Fungi, Ascomycota, Eurotiomycetes, Chaetothyriales, Herpotrichiellaceae. Bases 1 to 1230 code for a protein of 409 amino acids. The transcript is spliced from 2 exons. Gene Ontology annotation, molecular function: ethanolamine kinase activity.
AUGGCUUCUACUAAGGCCAAUACCAACAGACACGGCUCCUCACUGCUUCACCUCGAUGCCACGUUCGAUAACAAAAAUGUCGACGACUCUGCUAUCGAAUUGGUAUACAGGAUUCAACCCAAAUGGCGAUCAGCCCCUGGCAAACUAGAAGUCGUCAAGUUCACCGACGGCAUCACCAAUACUUUACUGAAAGUCGGUAAACACCUCCCUGGCCUGACCGCCGAUGAGAUCGAUCGAGACUCUGUCCUGUUACGAGCCUAUGGGAACAACACUGAAAUCCUUAUCGACCGCGAUAGGGAAGCCAUAUCGCAUGCCUUGUGCGCCGAACGUGGACUUGCUCCCCCUCUGUUGGCAAGAUUCAAUAAUGGCUUGCUGUAUAGGUACAUCAUUGGAAAAGUCUGCACUCCUUCAGAUCUGAUCAGAGAACCUGUAUGGCGUGCGGUGGCCACACGGCUCGGUGAGUGGCAUGCUCUGCUUCCUGUGGAUUCGGUCGCGGACAACAAUAAGACAACCAAUGGACACGCCGUCAACGGUACCUCUUCCAAGUCCGCCCUGAUGUUAAGGUUACCCGUUCCCAACUGUUGGUCAGUCAUGCAAAAAUGGGUCAGUGCUUUACCGGAUGACACUCCCAAGAAGAAAGCUCGGAAAGAACUGAUUCAGGGAGAACUCGAUCGAUCAUUCCAAGAUCUUGACAAUGAGCGAGGCCCAGGAGUCAAGGGUUUUGUCUUUGGACACUGUGACCUGUUAAGUGCCAAUGUCAUCAUGUUGCCCUCUAACUCCGCCGAUAGUAAGGCGGAUGACACUCUGAAAGUCUCCUUCAUCGAUUACGAAUAUGCUACACCAUGCCCUGCCACUUUCGACAUUGCCAACCACUUCGCUGAAUGGGGUGGCUAUGACUGUGACUACAGUAUGCUACCAACAAAGUCUAUCCGUCGUCAAUUUCUUAUAGACUAUCUCGAAUCGUACAAAGCCCACAGCGACAAACCCAUGCCUGAUAACAUGCUCGAAGUAUUGUUGGAAGAAAUUGACCGGUGGCGUGGCAUGCCUGGUCUAUAUUGGGGUAUCUGGGCUCUCAUCCAAGCAACCAUCUCCCAGAUCGAUUUUGACUAUGCCUCGUAUGCAGAAGUACGACUUGGCGAAUACUUUGCUUGGAGAGCAGAGGAGAGUGGAAGCCGAACCCGGGAAGGCCUUGACAUUCCACUCCGAGAAAGGAGGUGGGCGGAAGAAUAG